CAUGUAUGUGUUACAAGGAGAAAAUCACCAAUGGAUCAAGAAGAUGAAACCCUAAAAUGUAAAAGAAUUGGUAGUGAUUAUAGUAGAAGACCUAUUGGAAGACCAUGCAAAAUGCCAUAUCCAAAAUUGGUGCCACAAAGAGGACUUGGAGUGGCACAACUUGAAAAACUUAGACUUGAACAAGAACAAAAGGAGAAGACAGCUGUAAUAGCUGCAAUUGCAUCAUCAUCCAAUUCUGAUAUCCCUUAUGAUAAGCAUCCUUCAAGCUCUGUUUCAAUUGCAAACAGUCGUGGAUAUAAUGCUGGCUGGCAUGGCGCUCUAGUUUUGGGGCAUGCAACUGGGCCCCAGUUGCGGGAUCCCCAUGAUUUGGAAUUUGGGAAGAAGAACAUUGGGAUGAAUCCUCGAUUGACUUUUGCAUCAACUUUGCCUUGUGAGUCCAAUACUAUCAUGCCCUUCCCGAAUUGGGUGCAGCAAACACAACAACACCAACAACAUCCUUUCUCAUCAACGGUGGGUGUCUCCUCAAGGACUUCAUCAACAAUUGUGCCUCAUUCCUCAGUAGAGCCCUAUUCAAACAACCAAACCUAUGUUUCUAAGAGGCUAGAUAAGAUAAUAGGGAUUAAAAGACCAAACCCAUUCUCCGUGAAGAAAACACCUCUGUCCUCAUCCAAUUUAAAGCCUUUUGAGUCGAACCCUAUUAGGCCCUUCCAUAAUUGGAUGCACAGAACACAACAACAUCCUUCUUCAUCAAUGCUAGGUGUAAACUCAAGGACUUCAUCAACAAUUGUACCCUAUUCUUUGUUAGAGCCACCUUCAAACCCAAUCUAUAGUGGAACCUAUGUUUCUAAGAGGAAGGAGGAGAAGAUGAUAUGGACUAAACGACCAAAUGCCUUCUCCCUUGAUAUUCCACCUGUGUCCUCUUCCAAAUUUAAACCUCUCAGUUUCCCUAAUCCUCCUGUGUCCUCUUCCAAUUUUAAACCUCUCACUUUCCUUGAUCCUAUGAAAGCAAGUGAAUCCAUUUCAUGCAGCAGUGGAAGAAGAUUCAACUUGGAUUUUGGCAAUUCAACGAUAAGGGAAAUUCCUUCUCUUUCAGCGUCCAACUCAGAGCUGAUCUCAAAGAAAAAUAAAAAAGGAAAGAAGAAUAUUGGUGGAGAUUUUCACACAGUGGAUCCUCCUACUCGAUGCUCAUGUUCCAAGUUAAAGUCUCCUUCAGGUUUCGUACCAUUUCACCACCAGGAAAAAAUGAAAGACCAAGUCCCUCCACCAUCAAGGUACAAUCAACCAAAUCAACAAAAACUUGGGUACAAUGGCAUCCCUUCAUCAGCAAAGAUGGCACAAAUUGGACAACAAUCUGAUAGGUUUCAGAACUGUAAUGUGGUGGGAGAAAGUGUUGAUCUUGAUCUCAGUUUGAAGCUGUGAACAUCUUCUUCCCAUUUCUUGUGGUGUCACUUUUAGGCAACUGUAAUCUUGUAUGGUUAUGUUUUAUUUAAUUUCUUUGUUUAAUGACUUUGUUUAUGUUAGCCCUAAUUUUGGCGGAGCUUUGGUUAUUUUCUAUUUCCUUGGUUUACAUUUCCUUUGGUUAAUGCUUGACGGGAUGAAUGGGUAAUUGCAAUGAAAAACUAAUUUGUGUUUAAUGCACAAAUAUAAUGGAAUAGAACAAAUUUCUUUGAUAUCUUUUA
Messenger RNA from Glycine soja, 1679 nucleotides. RefSeq lists its product as uncharacterized. The record is from RefSeq and is a predicted model, not a curated record. The transcript has 7 exons. NCBI's taxonomy places the organism in Eukaryota, Viridiplantae, Streptophyta, Magnoliopsida, Fabales, Fabaceae. Gene Ontology annotation, molecular function: DNA-binding transcription factor activity. Bases 31 to 1419 code for a protein of 462 amino acids.